UCAUUUUAAUACACACAUUGUACCACAAUAAUGCCGAGUUUUCAAUAUAUUUCGCAAUUUUUUGGACCUGCAGAUUGGGCAGAAUGGGUGCGUUCGAGCGGGACACGCUUGUAACUUUGAGUGUAGGAAGGUGACGGUGGGCGUAAGGUAGAAAGGUGUGGGCGUAACAUAUACUGUAGCUGAAGCGGUUUCGCCAUUAUGAAUGGAGUUAGUUAUGGAGGUCAAUGAGGUUACCCGCGAGCUUAUACAGUUGACCUUAUAAUGGUUAAAAAAUACUGCAAAAACGGACUCAAAUACGAUUUUACGGACUGCUCGAACACAGCCAGAAAUAAUGUUCAACUGUUACGUAUGGCCACAUGAGAACAUCAACGACCCGAGGCGGGACACCGGGCGAUCUGUGAAGAUUCUCUCCAGUAUGCGUAGCAACCAUUUUUGAGGGCAAUGACUUUGUUUUGCUGUGGUACGUUUGAAUGAACCAUUUGUAUAUUGAUUGUUACUCAAUUAAAAUAUACAAAACGGUCCCUCUAAUAUGGCCGCUACGCAUGAGGUCUUAACAUCACCAGAGGCAGUUUCCUUCCUGAAAUGUUUGCGUCCUGUGUAUCACCACUGAGUGGGAAAUAAUGGCGACGGCUAGUCCAGGUUACCGGGAAGGAGGUUGGGGCUGGGCGGUCGUUCUGGCCUGCUUCGUGACUGAGUUCAUCGUCUACGCCAAUUUGAAAGCUCUGGGAGUUCUAAUCACUUCUAUGAAGGAGGAUUUCGGCACGGAGUUGUGGGUCGUCGGCACCAUAGUCUCGCUACAUUAUGCAGUACAGUUUACCCUGUCACCCCUUGCGGCUGCUCUGGCACGCAUAUUUGGCGUUCGCUCCUUGAUUCUUGUUGGCGGUGCACUCUACGGAGUUGGUCUGGUGGUGUCUGCUUUGACGCACAGUGUCACCAUCAUGGCUCUUGCUCUUGUGGUUAUCGCUGGAGCAGGGGGAGCGUCUGCGGAGGAGACGACCUUCGCCGAACUUGCUUUUUACUUCCGUGAGAAGUAUCCUUUAGCAUGUUUCAUCGCGCUUACCGGGGCUCCAUUCGGUAUGAUGUUGUUCGGCCCAAUAACCCAAGUUCUCGUGGACACGUAUGGAUGGCGAGGGGCAAUGCUUCUGCUAGGAGGGUUUGGUUUCCAUCUUGUUGUAGGAGGCAUGUUGGUACGUAGGCCGGCAGCUUUGUACCAAGAAGUCCCCGACCGCGACGAGCAACUCGCAAUUGACGGCACCGACUGUCCUGGUAAAUCUACGGAGGAAGUCAAACCAACUAAGUCCAAGAUAUCCAACCUAUGGAAUUCAGUUGUCUCAGCGCUGUUUCUCAAUGUCUUCGUGAGUGCUGAAUUCAUGAUUGUAGCAACUGUACGAAUGAUGUACAGUAUUGCAUACGGUGGUAUAGUUGUCUACAUAGUACCUAAUAGCCUGGCGCUUGGUCUGAGCACCAGAGAGGCAUCAUUCCUGCCUACAGCGUGGGGGGUUGGGAACCUGGCUGGACUGGUUCUGUCGGCUUUGGCUUUGCAUGUUAAAUUGGUUUCGGUCCGUAGCGCUGAAGGAAUAGCUGCAGGCGUAGCCGCAGUAGGAUUAGCCCUGGAACCCUUCGUCUCUCCAUUCGUGGGUCAGAUUCUCACUACGUUCAUCGUGGGAGCUGGAAUGGGUGGCGCUAUCGAGGGGAUACUUGUCAUGACGAGGUGUCUACCUUUUGGUGACGACAAACUUUUCAGUGUGUUUGGCUGGCAAACAUUUCUGAGUGGAGUAGCUUCUUCCAUUGGAGAUACUCUAUCAGGUUGGCUUUCUGAUGCGACUGGGAGUUUCCACGCAACAUUCUUCUUAUACAGUACUGCCAUGGCAGCGAUAUUACUGUGUCUUCUUGUAGAUGUCAUUCGCAUCAUUGCCACUACCGGAUCUUCCAAGCAACGUGGGCUUAUGGUUCUAAUGCCUUCACUCUUUAAGAGAGACUCAAGUAGAGGCUUCGAAAGAAUGCCGAUUCAACCGAAUACUAAUUCAGCACAAUGAUUACACAAUUAUAAUCCUAAAAGUUAAAUUGUAUAGUCCAGUUAGCGUUACACAAUUACACUUUUGAGGAUACACUAUAGAAAAUGCACACUAAUUUUAGAUGUUUGCAUCAAUACAAAUAUUUAAUCAACUAUUUAAAAAACUGUUAGCUACCAUCUUUUAAAACUUGUGAUGUUACUAUAUUUUUGUAUCUGUUUUAGGGUGCAUGGUUUGUUGGGUGAUUGGGUCUAUUAAAGGCAUAGUCUAUCAGAUCACCAAGUAUAUGAACAUGAUUCUACGU
Molecule: messenger RNA, 2316 nt
Organism: Patiria miniata (bat star)
Lineage: Eukaryota; Metazoa; Echinodermata; Asteroidea; Valvatida; Asterinidae
Product: monocarboxylate transporter 12-like
Exons: 4
Coding region: 621-2036 (471 amino acids)
Biological process (GO): monocarboxylic acid transport; transmembrane transport
Molecular function (GO): monocarboxylic acid transmembrane transporter activity
Source: RefSeq, a predicted model, not a curated record